AUGGCCAAUCGAACUAUUGCUGGUGCUAAUUGGAUUCAUGGUCGAGAUCCACAACACUUGAUUGAAAAGAUUAUCCGUGAACGUAUUUACGAUUCAAUGUAUUGGAAAGAAGAAUGUUUUGGUCUUACAGCUGUUACUUUGAUGGAUAAAGCAGUAGAACUUAACUCCAUUGGUGGCGAAUAUGGUAAUCAUGAACCGACUCAUUUUUUGUGCUUAACUUUGAAAAUGUUACAAUUACAACCUGAACGUGAAAUCUUGACUGAUCUUAUCAAACAAGAAGACUUCAAAUAUCUUCGAGCACUUGCUGCAUUUUACCUUCGUAUUGUUGGUCAAUCAAAAGAAAUAUAUCAAUACCUGGAACCUCUCUUGAAUGAUUAUAGAAAACUACGUGUCCGAGUAGGAGGUGGUUAUACACUUUCUUAUAUGGAUGAAUUUAUUGAUCAAUUAUUACACCAGGAACGUGUUUGCGAUGUUAUUUUACCACGAUUAGUACAACGUCAUGUAUUGGAAGACAACGAUGAAUUGGAGCCAAGAGUUAGUGCAUUGGAAGAUGAUUUGGAAAGUGAAGAUGGGGAAAACAAGAAAGACGAUCGAUCACAAAGACACCGUAGUCCAAGCAGUAGUCCUGAAAAAAAUGAACGUAGACAUCGAAGUCCAAGUAGUAGCCCAGAACGACGUGAUGAUCAUAGACGACGCCAUCGAAGCCCAAGUAGUAGUCCGGAACGACGUGAUGAUCAUAGACGACACCAUCGAAGCCCAAGUACUGAGAGCAAUGAUAGUGAAUCCGAUGGACGAUCAAGGCGAAAUGGAAGACACAGAUCUAGCGGAUCAUCAUCAAGACAUCGAUCUCGUUACUCCAGUCGAAGUAGAAGUAGAGAACGAAGACAUAGAUACUAG
This is a messenger RNA of Halteromyces radiatus, 897 nucleotides long. RefSeq names its product PRP38 family-domain-containing protein. The record is from RefSeq and is a predicted model, not a curated record. The transcript is spliced from 5 exons. NCBI's taxonomy places the organism in Eukaryota, Fungi, Mucoromycota, Mucoromycetes, Mucorales, Cunninghamellaceae. Bases 1 to 897 code for a protein of 298 amino acids. Gene Ontology annotation, cellular component: precatalytic spliceosome.